AUGGAUUUUGGAUCAAAAUAUGUUUAUAAAUAUGCUCAAUCAGAAUCAGAAUCAGUAUCUGAUGAUGAUGACAAUGAUGUACUUGGUAAUGAUGCUGAUCAAUUAUUUAGACCACAGGCUCAAUCAAGAAAUAUUGAAAGACGUCCACAACAUCAAGUCGUAUCUAUGCCAGAUAAAACUGCUGUAGUUAGUCAGAAACGAAAACGUUUACGUAAACCUGAUACUAAUGUUCUUAGUAUUACAUUCAAUAAAUUACUUCAACCAGGUGAAAUGCAUGCUGGUGAUCCUGUCUAUUGUACAGAAUGUACAGCAAUAGCAUCUCAUUUGAGUAAAAUUCAGGUAGAUAAAAAAGGAAGUACUACUUCAAAUGAUACAGAAUCAAAAUGGCGUUGUGAAUUUUGUCCAUAUAACAAUAUAGUUGAUAUUGAACAAGCAGAUUUACCUAAACAAGAAGAUGCAACAUAUUUACUUUCACCAGCACCAGUUGUUCACGGUUCAGAUAUGAGUGGUAUUGAUGAUUCGAUUGUUUUUUUUCUUAUUGACAUUAGCGGAUCAAUGGCAUCAACAACAUUAGUUCAUGGUAAUUUUAAUUUACCAAAUGCACUUAAACAACAAGAACGUGCUGCUGAAGCAUUUGGUGGUGCACAAAUGAUUAAACAAAAUCAUCAAACUUAUGUUACACGUUUACAAGGUGUACAAAUGGCUGUUGCUGCUAAUUUAGAUAAACUUGUUAAAGAUACACCAACAAAACGUGCAGUAUUACUUACAUUUAAUCAUGAAAUAACAUAUUAUGGUGAUGGUUCAAAAGAGGAACCAUUAGUUAUACGUGGUGAUAAAUUAAAUAGUACUAAUGAUUUAUUACAUGAAGCUGAACGUGAAUUUAAUAAUGAAUUAAAACCUGUUUCACAAACGAAAACAAAAUUAAUUGAACGUGUUUAUGAUCUUGAAGAAACUGGACAAACUGCACUUGGUCCAGCAGUUGUUUUUGCACUUAAUAUUGCAUCGAAACGACAAGGUUCAAAAAUAGUUAUUUGUACUGAUGGAUUAGCUAAUAUAGGUUUAGGCAGUUUAGAAAUGGCACAAGAUAAUAAAAUUAAUGAAGCUAUCAAAAAACAAGCUCUUCAUGAAGGAAAUCAAUUUUAUGCAGAUUUAACUGAACGUGCUAGAGACAAAGGUGUUAGUAUUUCUGUUAUAACUAUUAAAGGUACUUCGUGUUUACUUCCUGUAAUCGGUCAAAUGGCGGAUGGUACAGGUGGUAAUGUAACAAUUGUAGAUUUGUUAAAUAUAGGUGAUGAAUUUGCUUCAAUACUUGAACAACAAGUUAUUGCAACAAAUGUUGAAGCAACAUUAAUUGUUCAUCGUGGUUUAUAUAUACGUAAUCCUGAUAAUCCAGAUGAAAAACUUGGAAUAAUAAAACGUAAUAUUGGUAAUGUUACAAAACAAACUGAAGUAACAUUUGAAUUUGGUAUAAGAAAUAAACAAGAAGUAAAAGAAAAAUAUCAUAUAGAUUUGGAUCAAUUAGAACAAUUACCAUUUCAAGUUCAAGUUAUUUAUACAGCUGCUGAUGGUAGUAAAGCAUUACGUGUAUUGACACAAUUGAAAGAAGCAACUAAUAAUCGUGAUAUAGCUGAAGUUAAUGCUGUUCGAAGUGUUAUUGCAGAAAAUCAUAUUCGAAGUACAGCCAAUGAUAUGAUGACAGCAAUAUCUGAUGAUGAGGAAGAUGAUGGUGCAUCACGUAUGAUUUCAAAAUGGUCAACACCAGCUGUACAAAAGCAACGUUUAGCUUAUAUGGAUAAUCUAAAUUCAAAAGCACGUAGUCAUGGAUCUUAUCAAACUGAUCAAUUUAAUGAAAAACGUUGGAACAAAGCAAGUAAUGAUUUACAAGCACAAGUUAAUUCAUCAAGAUCUCGUAAAGUUCUUGCAUUAAAAUCAUCGACACCAGCAAUACAAGCAUUAACAUCUGGAUCAAGUGGUUUUGCAUCUAAUGCUAUAGGCGAUCAUUUAUCACAACCUUUCUCUCGUUUGAGUAGCGAAGAAGAAACUGAUAAAAGUGCUGUUGUUUCUGUAGUAUCAUCGAGGAAUACUCCAAAACGACAUUAUGGUUUUGCUACAUCAAAUCUCAGCCAUUUCUCUGAUCAACAUUCCGAAGAUCUUUAUCGAUAUAAAAAUAUCUCAUCAAGUUAUAUGCGUGGAACAAGCCCAGAACGAGAUGAUGAUCGUCCACCUAUAAUAUCAGAUAGUAAUCGUUUUGAUACUAGAAGAAAUUACCGUGACGUUGAAUCAAAUAAUCCUUCGAAUAUUGAUCGUUUUGCCAGAAGGCGACAUAAUGACGAUCAAAUGGCGGGUACAUCGACUACCAGUCGAUUUGCAUUGAGACAAAGAAAUAACGAUAAUACACGAGUUGAUAUUUCCGAUACUAAUCGCUUAGUAGAUAGACGAAAUAGUAAUGAUGAUGAUGAUGAUAAUCAACGAGAUACUGCAUCAAAUAUUAAUCGUUCAGAAUUUGAACCUAAAAAAGAAUAA
This is a messenger RNA of Adineta steineri, 2523 nucleotides long. NCBI's taxonomy places the organism in Eukaryota, Metazoa, Rotifera, Eurotatoria, Adinetida, Adinetidae. The record is from the annotation of a GenBank genome assembly.